Molecule: messenger RNA, 2160 nt
Organism: Helianthus annuus (common sunflower)
Lineage: Eukaryota; Viridiplantae; Streptophyta; Magnoliopsida; Asterales; Asteraceae
Product: heat shock cognate 70 kDa protein
Exons: 4
Coding region: 171-2051 (626 amino acids)
Biological process (GO): cellular response to unfolded protein; protein refolding
Cellular component (GO): cytoplasm
Molecular function (GO): misfolded protein binding; ATP binding; heat shock protein binding
Source: RefSeq, a predicted model, not a curated record
GAAACUUCUUGUUUGGUACGUAAUGUUAUUCUCUCUAUAUAUAUGGAAGGAUGUAAAUAGUUGGAUUCAUAUGCUGUCCUCUUGCUUUGAUUUUCAUUCAUAACAGGAGAUGCAAGACUAACGGAUCAAUCGUUAAAAAUUUGGUUUCAUUCACUUCCAAUUGAAAGAUCAUGGAAGAAAAAGUAGAACCUGAGAGUAAAAGAGGUGUUGCACCGGCUAUUGGUAUUGACCUUGGAACAACAUAUUCUUGUGUUGGAUAUUGGCAACAUGGGCAAGUCGAAAUUAUACCCAAUGAUCUUGGUAAUAGAAUUACCCCAUCAUGUGUGGCUUUCACCAGUACUGAGCGUCUAAUAGGCGAAGGUGCCAAGAACCAGGUCUCUAUGAAUCCUACCUGCACCAUCUUUGAUGCUAAACGGUUGAUUGGUAAGAGAUUCAGUGAUGCAACAGUGCAGAAAGACAUGAAGUUGUGGCCUUUUAAGCUCAUAGAAGGGACAAGUAACACCCCCAAGAUUGUGGUUACAUACAAGGGUGAACAAAAGGAAUUCUCUGCUGAAGAAAUUUCAUCCAUGGUUCUUGCAAAAAUGAAAGAAAGUGCUGAAGCAUUCCUUGGUAAGACUAUAGAAGAUGCAGUGAUCACAGUACCAGCUUAUUUUAAUGAUUCACAACGCCAAGCGACAAAGGAUGCAGGUUAUGUUGCUGGACUUAAUGUUUUGCAAAUAAUUAACGAGCCUACAGCAGCUGCAAUUGCAUAUGGACUAGACAUGACGCGUGAUAUAUCCUGUGUAACGAAUGUGCUUAUUUUCGAUUUGGGUGGUGGUACGUUUGAUGUCUCACUCGUAGCUAUUGACCAGAAUGGCAAGAUAGAAGUGAAGGCUGUAGCAGGGGACACUCAUUUGGGUGGUCAAGACUUUGAUAAUGAAAUGGUGGACCAUUUCAUCAAGGAAUUUGAUCGAAAGCAUAAGAGUGACAUUAAAUUGAAUACAAAAGCAGUGGGAAGACUAAGGGUAGCUUGUGAAAAAGCAAAGCGGGAACUUUCUUCAACUACCCAAACUACCAUCGAACUUGAUGGUUUGCAUCAGGGUAUUGACUUUUCUACAAGAAUUACGCGUGCAAAGUUUGAAAAUCUAAAUGCAGACUUGUUUAAUAAGUGCAUAGAAACAGUAGAGAGUUGUUUGAGUGAUGCAAAGAUGGAUAAAAGAGUUGUAGAUGAGGUAGUUCUUGUUGGUGGGUCAACUAGAAUACCCAAGGUACAAGAAUUGCUACAAGAUUUCUUUAAUGGGAAAGAGCUUUCUAAGAGGAUCCAUGCUGAUGAGGCUGUUGCAUACGGUGCAUCAAUUCUUGCCGCAAAGUUACAUGGAAACAUGAGCGAAAGAGUUAAGAACUUGGUGUUUUUGGAUGUCACUCCUUUGUCACUUGGUGUGGAGGUGUUUGGUGAAGCUAUGUCGGUUUUGAUUCCAAGAAACACUCCAAUACCAACUAAGAAGGAGCGCAUUUAUUUUACGUGUGAGGACAACCAAAGUGCCGCAAAAAUUGUGGUAUACCAGGGUGAGAGAGCUCAGACUAGAUACAAUCAUUGGUUGGGGACAUUUAGUGUUGCUGUCCCACGUGCACCAAAGGGUCAUUCAAAAGUAAACGUCGUCUUCCAAAUUGAUGCAAAUGGCAUUUUGAGUUGCUCGGGCGAGGAACUAACCACUGGUUUGAAAAAGAAAAUGAUAGUCACUAAUGACAAGGGAAGACUUUCGGACAAAGAGAUUGAUAAGAUGCUAAAAGAUGCUGAAAAGUAUAGACUUGAGGACCAAGAGUACAAGAAGAAUGUUUCUGCUCGAAAUGCAUUAGAGGAAUACAUUUAUGACGUGGAAAACAAAAUAAAGACCAUACAUAAAACUUCCAAGAAAAAAAUCCGUACCAAAGAUAAGAAAAAGAUUGAUAAAGCGAUAGCGAAUGCAAGUCAAUGUCUUAAUACUCGUCCGCUUGCAAAUGCAAACGAGUAUGAGAAGAUGCUUAAUGAACUGGAAACAUUGUGUGUAUCUAUUAUUUCUCAAAUUGUUUGAUCAAGAUUUAUUGGUGCUGCUGAUGAGUUUUAGUGUGGUGGCUGAACUCUUAACUAUAAACUUUGUGCUAGUUGUGGAUUAUUAAUUUAAUCGCAUACAUUUUCUUUUA